Carassius auratus (goldfish) is the source of this 3595-nucleotide messenger RNA. It is a transcript of the gene hoxd3a, whose product is annotated as homeobox D3a. The coding region runs from base 2405 to 3595 and encodes 396 amino acids. Gene Ontology annotation, molecular function: DNA-binding transcription factor activity, RNA polymerase II-specific; RNA polymerase II cis-regulatory region sequence-specific DNA binding. The transcript is spliced from 4 exons. Lineage: Eukaryota; Metazoa; Chordata; Actinopteri; Cypriniformes; Cyprinidae. Gene Ontology annotation, biological process: anterior/posterior pattern specification; embryonic skeletal system morphogenesis; regulation of transcription by RNA polymerase II. Gene Ontology annotation, cellular component: nucleus. The record is from RefSeq and is a predicted model, not a curated record.
AGCGACUAAACAUAUCUGUCAGAAUUUUGAUAAAUAGCGUCCUUUGAUUCGGUCUUCUUCGCGGACAGACUGAAACAACUUCAGGCUGAUUGUGAUUUAUUUUUAAUUUAUUUUAUUUUUUUAUUUUCUUGCUUAAAGAGCCUCAGCAUGAAGCACUCCCAAUCUAAACCUGUAUCAAUAAUAAUACAAAUUGUGAAGUAGCACUAAUUUUAUUUUUAAAGCACUGAAGAUAGACUUUAAGGUAAUUAUUUUCUCAUGUAAUAUAAUGUUAUAUUGAUGCAUUUGUGUAUGAAAGAUGUGGAGUCCAGUACGAUAGUGUUUAUUGUUUAGCCGCCAGGCCUCUUUGUGAUUUAUAAUCCGUCAGAGAUGCUGUUCUUUCCCGAUUUAGUGGCGAUUAUUUGCGGAGACGUAUAUGUUUGCUUAAAUAAGAAGGACAUGCUAGAAUUCAUUGUCUAUCCGGGAAAUCAUCACACAGCCCAGUUACUGACGUGAAGUAUUGCGGGAAUAAAUGCAUGUUGGAUCCUGACAAUUCUACAACAAUUAAAACAAAAACAACAAUAUCAACAAAACAGCUUAAGUAGUACACACACACACAGAAAAAAAUGGCAUCGAUCCAAAAACAACAUUUCAUUGAUGUCAAAAGCCCCACAAUACCCACUCGUUUAGUAAUGGAGCGUUCUGAUCGUGGAUCUAUCCAUAAAGUGUCUCGAACUGCUGGAGAGGGAUGACGGUGAUCUGCAUCGUUGUAAAUCAUGCUCAGUAAUUCCUGAAAGGGCGAGAGGCUGUUGGGGGCCGGGCGUGGACUGUAAAUCUUUCACUUUUAUUAGCCCGUGAACAUAUGCUGCAAGGGGAGAAGACUCGCAUCCUCUCCUCAGGACAAGCCUGCGCUCGGCCGCGUUCCCAACCGUUUCAUCUCCAUCUUCCCAUCCAGCUACACAUCCAUGCAGCACAACCGUAGAACAAGCAUUCUUAUUCAGAUAACAUAUAACAUAACCGACCUGCUUUUAACCUCUCAAAUUCUGUUUUAUGGGUAUUUGCAUUUGUACUUUAGAAGCAAUUGGAAAACAGAGUGUUAAAAAAAAAGGUUAAAAAAAAGUAUUUUAAUACACAACUAGUAAAGAUAUAGGCACCGAAUACCCAAUUUUACAUUUCAUGCUUGCAUAUUGAUCAAUACACACUCUUGCUUUUUGAGAAGAACAAUAUAGAAUUUGGGAUGAUUUUGAUGAAUCUCUUUGGUUGAGGAGGUCAUACAUUGCUGUCAUUGCCUAAACCAUAAUAGUCAAACAAUAUUUCAGUGGUUUCUUGUAGCCUAUAAUAAACGGAGUUCUGUUCUAAACAGUACCGAGCAAAGAGGAACAAAUAUAUAUUUGAUCAUCUUCAUUAAAUUAAAUUAAACUAAAAAUGCAUAAUGAUGUUGCUUUUUUUGCAACGGUCUAAUCCACACGACUAUUACACUGCGUUUAAUGUAAAGAAUUAAAAUGAACAAAAAGGUGAAGAUGUUCAGUGAGUCAUUGGGGUGUGAAGAAAACUAAAGCAAAUGUUUCACAGAUUAUCCAGUUAUUUGUCUUUCAAAUAAAGACAACCCAGUGCUACAACCUUUUUUUUUUUGGCUUCAUUUGAAUAUUGGUUUUAUUAUUAUUUUAUUAUGCCUGGGUUUCAAAUCCAUAAUAAAUAGCAAUGUAGCUUUUUUCUUAACGAUACACUCCGAUACAGUGGCUGAGGAAGGAGCGAGUUCUUGUGCAAAAUGAUUGUACAAUGAUGCGAGGCUGGAGGGAAUUUUAGUGCUCUUGCUCUUAAAAAUGUAUUUGUGAGGUGAGGCUGGUUGGAGUAACAGUCUCAAUCAGGACAAUCUGCGAUCCGGAUCACGUGAACAAAUAUGCCUGUAUUUUAAGGCAGCGCCUUUAUUUGUCAUGAUAAGGUUUCCGAAAUAUACUAAUGUUGACUCAUUUGGCGAGCCUGCCUCUGUAAAACGUUCACUUUUUUUCCAAAUGGGAAGUUGAUUGCAAGUAAUAUUUCGUUUUGGAAUAAGAAGACCUUCUUGGCUUUUUAUUGGUAGCUGAGUGAGUGGCUCCCAUUCUUUCGGGAAUACUGUCUGCAUUGGUAUAUGGAAAUGCCUGGAAAAGCGCGAGAUCAGUUUUAAGACAGUACUGUCUAUAGACAAAGGGUGAAGGAUAUAUCCCAGCAGCCGAACUGAGAGAUAUUGAGACUAAGAAGCACAGCUGUAAUAAAUUGACAUCACAGGUCGCCGUCUAAAUUAUGAAGAUCGCUUGAGGAGAAACAGAGGAGAGAAAACCACAGACUGCGGUCAAAGGACAGAAAAUCUGUGGGAAGCUCCUAUCACGUGAUUGACAAGUCCAUGCAACUGGACAGGGGUUCACAGGCUCUCUUAGUUUGAACCUUCGCAAUGCAGAAAGCCACUUAUUAUGACAAUGCUGGACUUUUCGGAGGAUAUUCGUACCCUAAAUCUGACUCCUAUACAUACGGUCCUACACACCAAGGAUUCUCAUCCUCCAGCAUGGAGAACGACUUUCAAAAUCCAAUCUGUCCCAUCCAAACCACGUCAAUACGGCCACCAGCACAUAAAAAUGGAGACAUCAGUGGCAGCUGUAUGCGACCGAGUGCCAGCCAGGGCAACAGCCAAACAGAGAGUAUCAGUGAGCAGCAGCAGGCAGCUCCUUUAGCAGCCAGCUCACCCAGCCCUAACAGCAGCUCCACACAAAAAAAGAAAUCUCCCAGCACCACUGGCUCCAGUACUGCCACCCCAGUCAUAGCCAAGCAAAUCUUCCCUUGGAUGAAAGAGUCACGCCAAAACGCAAAGCAGAAAAACACCAACUGCCCAGCUGCAGGAGAAACCUGCGACGACAAGAGUCCACCCGGCCCUGCCUCGAAACGAGUGCGCACUGCCUACACCAGCGCCCAGCUGGUUGAACUGGAGAAGGAGUUUCAUUUUAAUCGCUACCUGUGUCGGCCCAGAAGAGUGGAGAUGGCUAAUCUGCUCAACCUCACCGAGCGCCAAAUAAAGAUCUGGUUUCAGAACAGGAGGAUGAAGUACAAAAAAGAUCAGAAAUCUAAAGGCAUAAUGCACUCUCCCUUAGGACACUCUCCGGACAGAAGCCCGCCGUUAAGUGGCUCGAAUCACAUUGGAUAUUCUGGUCAGCUUCCAAACGUAAACGGCCUAAGCUACGACGCGCCAUCUCCUCCGUCCUUCGCCAAACCGCAACAGAACAUGUACGGCUUGGCAGCCUACACGGCGCCACUGGGCGGCUGCAUACCGCAACAGAAAAGAUACCCGGGAGCAGAGUACGAGCACCACAGCAUGCAGGGGAAUGGGAGCUUUGCAAAUGCCAAUUUACAAAGCAGCCCUGUUUACGUCGGGGGAAACUUCGUUGAUUCAAUGCCAGCGUCGGGCCCAAUGUUCAACCUCGGUCAUCUUCCCCAUCCCUCAUCCGCUAGUGUGGACUACAGCUGCGCGGCUCAGAUCCCGGGUAACCACCACCACGGACCGUGUGACCCCCACCCCACAUACACAGACCUCAGCUCUCACCACGCGUCUCAGGGAAGGCUGCAGGAUGCACCCAAACUCACGCAUCUGUAA